Molecule: messenger RNA, 1668 nt
Organism: Dioscorea cayenensis subsp. rotundata (Guinea yam)
Lineage: Eukaryota; Viridiplantae; Streptophyta; Magnoliopsida; Dioscoreales; Dioscoreaceae
Product: oligouridylate-binding protein 1B-like
Exons: 12
Coding region: 279-1430 (383 amino acids)
Molecular function (GO): mRNA binding
Source: RefSeq, a predicted model, not a curated record
CUUUUCUUUUUUUUUUUCUUUUUUUUUCUUUUUCCUUUUUUUUCCUCUUCUUUUUUCAUUUUUUUCCUUGAUCCAAACCCUAGACCUCGACUCCGAUCUCCCGUCCCCAUCGCCGGGAAGUGGUUCGAAGGUUCGUCAAGGAAUGCAGCAGCAGCAACAGCAGAGGCUGAAGCAGCAGCAGCAGGCGUUGAUGCAGCAAGCGCUGCUUCAGCAACAGCAGCAGAUCUCGCUCUAUCAGCACACCGCUCUUCUCGCCGCUCAUCCCUCAGAUAGAGCCAAUGCCAAGUGGAAAUGUGCCUCCUGGCUUUGAUACCAGUACAUGCCGUAGUGUAUAUGUAGGAAAUAUUCAUAACAAUGUUUCUGAAGCCCUUCUUCAAGAAGUAUUCCAGAGUACUGGUGUUGUUGAAGGCUGCAAGCUCAUUAGGAAAGAGAAGUCAUCAUAUGGUUUUAUUGAUUACUUUGAUAGAAGAUCUGCUGCACUGGCAAUUAUGACUCUCAAUGGGAGGCAUUUGUUUGGCCAACCAAUUAAAGUUAAUUGGGCAUAUGCCAGUGGGCAGCGAGAGGAUACAUCAGGUCAUUUUAACGUCUUUGUUGGUGACCUUAGUCCUGAGGUUACAGAUGCGGCAUUGUUUGCAUGCUUCUCUACAUACACCAGCUGCUCAGAUGCAAGGGUUAUGUGGGAUCAAAAGACUGGUCGUUCUAGAGGAUUUGGUUUUGUUUCCUUCAGAAACCAGCAGGAUGCACAAAAUGCCAUAAAUGAGCAGACAGGGAAGUGGCUUGGUAGUAGGCAGAUUCGUUGUAACUGGGCUACAAAAGGAGCUGGAUCAAAUGACGAUAAACAAAGCUCAGAUUCCAAGAGUGUUGUUGAAUUAACUAAUGGAUCAACAGAAGAUUCCCAAGAGACCACAAAUGAUGAUGCGCCAGAGAAUAACCCACAAUAUACUACUGUUUAUGUGGGGAAUCUUGCGCCCGAGGUUAGCCAAACUGACCUUCACCGUUUUUUUCAUGCCCUCAACGUUGGCGUUAUUGAAGAGGUGCGUGUUCAGCGGGACAAGGGAUUUGGUUUUGUAAGAUAUAGUAGUCAUUCAGAAGCUGCUCUAGCCAUUCAGACUGGAAAUGCUCGGAUAUUCUGUGGAAAGCCAAUCAAGUGCUCUUGGGGCAGUAAACCAACUCCACCUGGCACGAGCUCGACACCUCUUCCCCCUCCUGCCCCUGCUCCUGCCCCGUUCCCAGGACUUUCUCCGACAGAUCUCCUUGCAUACGAACGUUCUCUAGCAUUAGCCAGGUUAAGUUCUGGCCAGGCACUGCUUCAGGGCCAGCAUGCUCACAAGCAACCUGCACUUGGGGUCGGUGCGGGAGCUAGCCAAGUUAUAUAUGAUCCCGGCUUUCCAAAUGUUGCUGCAGCCCAGCAGCAACUCAUGUACUACUAGAAAUCUAGUUAUAUCGCCGAUUGCCAGACUGGUCAUCUGAGUUACUCGCCCCUCCUUUUCUUCGUCAUCUCUAUUAUAUACAUGUAGUUUGCUAUUGCUGUACCCUUUGCAUGUUUCCCUUUUUCUUAUUGAAUGUAUCCAUGUAUUCAAAUUAGUAUUAAGUGUUUGCAGAGAUGAUGGAUGAUGACUUUUAUUUGGGGGAGCUUUCUUAUUUAUUUCUUGCUCAUAUAUUAUUUUC